CUGUUGAACAGGAUCGUGCUGGCGCCACUGACUCGACAGAGAUCUUAUGGGAAUGUGCCACAGCCACAUGCCGCCUUGUAUUACUCCCAGAGAUCCUCCAAUGGCGGCCUUCUCAUCACUGAAGCCACUGGGGUUUCUGAUACUGCUCAAGGCUAUCCUGAGACUCCUGGGAUUUGGACUAAAGAGCAUGUGGAGGCAUGGAAGCCGAUUGUUGAUGGCGUUCAUGCCAAAGGUGGCAUCUUCUUCUGUCAAAUUUGGCAUGUUGGCAGGGUUUCCAACACAGGUUUCCAACCAAAUGGUCAACCUCCAAUCUCAUGCACGGACAAGGGCCUCACCUCCGACGACAUAAUGACAUUCUCACCCCCAAGAAGACUCGCCACCGACGAAAUCCCCGGUAUCGUCGACGACUUCCGCACCGCCGCCAGGAACGCCAUCGACGCCGGCUUCGACGGAGUCGAAAUCCACGGCGCCAACGGCUACCUCAUCGACCAAUUCCUCAAAGACCAAGUCAACGACCGGACCGACCAAUACGGCGGCUCCUUGGAAAACCGCUGCCGUUUCGCCCUCGAGAUCGUCGAGGCCGUGAGCAACGAAGUUGGGCCGGGCCGGGUCGGGAUCCGGUUCUCUCCCUUCGCGAGCUACAUGGGUUGCGGGGACUCGAGCCCGGAAUUGUUGGGCCUGUACCUGGCCCAGGCCCUGAAUAAGUACGGGAUCGCUUACUGCCACAUGGUCGAGCCCAGGAUGAAGCUGGCGGACCAGAGGUUCGAGACGCUGCAGAGUUUGGUUCCCAUGAGGAAGGCUUUUAAGGGGACUUUUAUUUCGGCCGGUGGGUUCAGUAAGGAGGAAGGGAAUCGGGCCGUGGACGAGGAUCAUAGCGAUUUGGUGGCGUUUGGGCGGUUGUUCUUGGCGAAUCCUGAUUUGCCGAGGAGAUUCGAGCUCGGUGCGGCGCUGAAUAAGUAUGAUAGGACCACGUUUUAUACUCUGGAUCCUGUUGUUGGGUAUACUGAUUACCCUUUCCUUGAGGAGGGUAAGUCUUUAGGUUAA
Molecule: messenger RNA, 1044 nt
Organism: Linum tenue
Lineage: Eukaryota; Viridiplantae; Streptophyta; Magnoliopsida; Malpighiales; Linaceae
Source: the annotation of a GenBank genome assembly